CCGGACGUCAAACAGAGACGCACCGGCGUAUUGCAGUGUUGCAGUCAGAUAGGUCCGGGUAAAGUCGGUCAAAGGUCCCGCAGACUGGAGUGGCUUCACCUCUCACGCAUACCGCUCUCUCCCUGAGGAAAGGCCGAGCAGAUUGUAAAGAUGUCCAAGCAGCCGCAGCCGAUCAGCCCGCUGAAGAACUUCUUCGCUGGAGGCUUUGGGGGGGUUUGCCUCGUCUUCGCCGGACACCCACUGGACACGAUCAAGGUGCGUUUACAAACUCAACCAAAACCCAAACCUGGAGAGAGCCUCCUGUAUGCUGGGACCAUAGACUGUUUUAAAAAGACUUUAGCCAAAGAGGUGAAUGUGCAUACUGCUGUAAUCUCUGGCAUUUAUUAGCUAAAAUACUGGCUUUGAUUCCCCACACUGAUGUUUCCUCCUCCUCGUCUUCUUUUACAGGGUAUUAAAGGGCUCUAUAAAGGAAUGGCAGCCCCUAUAAUCGGAGUUACGCCCAUGUUUGCUAUCUGUUUCUUUGGAUUUGGGCUGGGAAAGAAGCUACAACAGAGAAGCCCUGAUGAUAUCCUUACAUAUCCACAGCUGUUUGCUGCAGGGAUGUUGUCCGGUGUGUUCACCACAGCCAUCAUGACUCCUGGAGAGCGCAUCAAAUGUCUCCUACAGAUUCAGGCAUCCACGGGACAGGUGAAGUAUGCAGGACCCAUGGACUGCGUCAAACAGCUGUACAGAGAGAGUGGAAUCAGAGGAAUCUACAAAGGCACGGCUCUGACCCUCAUGAGAGAUGUUCCAGCGAGUGGGAUGUACUUCAUGUCUUAUGAGUGGCUGAAGAACCUCCUCACACCUGCAGGAAAAAGGUUAAUUGCUGUUGAGAUACCAGUUGGUUUGAAAGAGCUGCUGCAGGGAUACACGGUGGAAGUGCUUCGUCGCAGGCCUCCUAACUUGGCUGAGUUUGCUGUGCAGCAUUUUACACGUAUUCUGGAGAGCCAAAAAAACGACCAGCAAACCAAGAAACCCAGCAUUGAACCUGCACAGAAAGAAGUCACUUUUGAAGCAGAUACAGAUGAACCCAGCAAAGAUGACGAAGUGGAAGAGGAGGAAGAGGAGGAAGAGAAGGAAGAGGAGGAAGAGGAGGAAGAGGAGGAACCGGUCCCUGUUAAGCGCUCGUCUGGAAAAACCAUUCGAAGAACUGCAGUUUGUGCAGAGGCGUACAACCCAGAUGAUGAUGAAGAUGAUGACACACAGCCUCGGGUUGUGCAUCCCAAAACAGAUGAGCAGCGUCUCCGGCUUCGGGACGCGUGCAAAGACAUUUUACUGUUUAAGACACUGGAGCAGGAGCAGUUCUCUGAGGUUUUAGACGGCAUGUUUGAGGUUCGGGUCAAACCUCAGGAUCACAUCAUAGACCAAGGAGACGAUGGGGACAACUUCUAUGUCAUAGAGAAAGGUGUUUAUGAUAUUUUUGUGCAGAAAGACGGUGUGAACUUGUGUGUUGGAAAGUAUGACAACAAGGGGAGUUUUGGAGAGCUGGCUCUCAUGUACAACACGCCGCGUGCUGCCACAAUCGUCGCAACGCAGGACGGCGCCCUGUGGGGUCUGGAUCGAGCCACAUUUCACAGGCUGAUUGUGAAAAAUAACGCGAAGAAGAGGAGGAUGUACGAGGCGUUCAUUGAAUGUGUUCCUCUUCUGAAGUCUCUUGAGGUUUCUGAGAGAAUGAAGAUUGUUGAUGUUUUGGGAGCUCGAGCAUUCAAAGAUGGAGACUGCAUAAUUACACAGGGUGAGAAAGCCGAUUGUUUCUACAUUGUGGAAACCGGAGAGGUGAAGAUUAUGAUUAAAAGCAAAACGAAGGCGAGCCAGCAGGAUAACGUAGAAGUGGAAGUGGCUCGCUGCUCCAGAGGGCAGUACUUUGGGGAGCUGGCGCUGGUCACCAACAAACCUCGUGCAGCAUCAGUUUAUGCUGUGGGAGAAACCAAAUGUUUAGUAAUUGACGUCCAGGCUUUUGAGCGUUUGCUGGGACCCUGCAUUGACAUCAUGAAGAGAAACAUCUCCCAGUAUGAAGACCAGCUGGUGGCGUUGUUUGGCUCCAGUGAUGAUUUGAAACAAUAAGACGGAUGUAAAGGAGCAAGUGUUUUAUAAACCAAAAAUAGCGUCAGUGCAUGUGACACAUUUCUCUUCCAUCCAUCCAUCCAUCUCUUCUGGUUAUCCAAUUCAGGGUGGGGUGGGAGCAUGAGCAAUCCAACCCAUCUCACUGCAGUCUGACUGGCUGAUGAUGCAUCAGCAUUUUUUAAAAUUUUUUUUCCUGCGUUGUUCCUGUGUGGGUCUGAUUGACUAAUUUUUACGACACAUCCUAGUAAGAAAACAAAUGUAAAUACAGUGGUCCCUCGCUAUAUCGCGGUUCACUAAAUGUGGCUUCAAUGUAUCACGGAUAUUUUUUUAAAAUAUAUAUAUUACUAAUUCUGUUUCGCGGAGUUUUCACUAUACUGCGGGAUUUUGAGGUAUGUAGGUAUUUAUGUAACACCCCAUAACUGUUCUUCAAUCAGACGAAGAGAUAAUUCACGCCUACGGCUUUAGCGGAAACGGAAUUAACGGCCGAGGGCGAAGAUACUGCACCGCCAUCAGUACUGCACAGAUACAUAAUUCAUCAUCCUCAUCAUUCAAGUUGUAUUAAGGGGGUGGCAAAGGUUUAUAGGGGUGUGGGAAGGGUUGAUAAAGCCUUAAAAUAUAUAAAUAAUAAAAUAAAUAUAUAAUAACUAUAACGCCGCUACUUCGCGGAUUUUCACCUAUCGCGGUGGUCUCUGGAACAUACCCCCCCCCCGCGAUAGGUGAGGGAUCACUGUAAAUACCUGAUGGUAAAUUUGCUGCUUUCUGAACCACUGUUGAUGUUAUUAGUAGCACUGUGUCUUUGCUGUGCCAAGUUAAAAUAUUAGAAGUAAGAGAAAAUUUAUUCUUCUCUAUUUUUUUUUUUUAAAGCUAAAGCUGUUUUCAUGACACUGAAAUAUGUAAUGAGAUUACCAGCUGGACAGUGGUGUUGUACAAGAACUAUGCAUCUGUUUCACUGGCACUUCUUUUUGGCACAGUAAAUAUUAGACAGGAUUGUCGGGAGAGCGAGUGGGGCAUGAUGUGCGGCGGGGGGGCCCUGGGGUAAGGCCACAACACUGAGCCUUGCGGCAUAUGGGCACCUGCUGGUGCCUGGCACUUCAGCUUUUACCCCUCAGCCUAAAAAGGCUGGUGGGGUAUUGUCGUCACUCUGCCGGCCAACUUUCAACUUUGUGAAAACUCGAGAAUGACGUCACCAAGGAUGUUCAAAUUCAUACCAUAGAUGCAUCUGCUAAAAAUCUUGGUAGAGUUAGUUCUUACCAUAAUAAUGCCAAUCACAGAAAGUGGCAGUAUUCUCAAUGGUUUAUAUUGAUUCUGAUUUGAGCAUUUCCUGGUUCUUAUUAGCCAUUUGCUUUUGAAUUGAUAUGGUGAAUAAAAUCACUAAGGAUCACAUACACCCCCCUUCUACUGAGACCCGCUAAUUAUGUGUCCCCCUCAAGAUUCUACUGCAGGGAGGCUGAGGGUUAGCACUGACAGCUGACAGUAACACUUAACUGUGUAAAAUGUUUUUAGAAGUGUUCAGUUCAUGUGAACUUACUGUACUGUUAAAUUGCUGCAGUGACCACAGAAUACUAGUGCAUUUCAAAAAUUUCUAAAUAUAACAAAGUAAAUUUUUUUUGUUUUGCAAAAAAAAAAAAAAAGAUAUUCUUUUACAUAUAAUCUUUAUGACUGUAGCUUUUCGCUGAUGAAAAUCUGAAAUCCAGUAUCCAGCUGGAAGUUUUUCUCCAGUUUUGAUAUUUGAAAUCAAUAUUUGAUGAAACAAUAAUUCUGAUUGAAAAAAAAUACUCAGAAUCAACUGAAAUUUAAAUUGAUCCUUUAGGUACACCACAGUCACUGCAUUUAUUUUAGAUUUAAGCUCCUGCAUCAUAUUUUUUUUAUUUUAAGAGCUCUUUUUUUUUUUUGUAAUCAAGCUCCUCUUUAGUAAAAAUUUUCAUCUGUCCAAGUCAUUUUGUACUAUAUUUAUUUUACUAACCCAAGUUUGUUCUACCUGUAUGUCAUAUAUCCAACCUGUUUCUGGGCAGAACACAUCUUCCAUCUCAUCUCUGGUAGAGAAAGCAUUAAAAUUUCAAAUUUGCCUACAGCUCUCUGAUGUUUUUAAUGGCAUGAAGUAUAAAUAAACCCUUAUUUAAAAAACUCAGAUCUUCAGUAUUAAGGGAAAAUAAAACAGUGCAACCAAACUGGGAAAUAAAAACAAAACAAAACAAAAAAAAAAAACACUCCACAGACCAUGAAAAAAUAAAUGAUAUCCAUCUUAGAUAUCCAGGUUUUCUGGAGUUUAUUUGAGUUACAAAAUAUGAAGUGCCAUCAGCAGACUCCACUCACAAGAGCUUGCCAACCUUCUUCUGUUACAAGUAUUUACACCCAAAAAUUAAAGAUCUGUCCAUCUACAUUUCCACCCUCUGUGUUCUGGUAUGUCCCAGAGUCCAAGUCUCUCUGGAAGGCUGUCCGAGCUGUGUUCAUGUUUUUUUUUUUUAAUUCCUUUUAAAUAUUUAAAAUAUUUACAAAGUCCUGCUUUCAAAAACUCCCAAAUUAAACUGUAGCUUGUUCAAUGCAAAGGCAGGUGACAGAGGGGUAAACUGCUUCAGUAGUGUGAGAAAAUGAGCAGAGCUGGUGGAGUUAAGGGAGCUGUUAAAUGAGUCUUCUACAGGUUCUCCAAAGUUUUACAAGUUAAUCCUCCUUCCUCUAAAGAAAAGCCUGGGCGAGGAAGUCUGUACAUAAUUAAAAAUUACACGCUGAAAUGUCUGUUCUGCCGUUGAGGUACGUCAGCUUCAACGAUCCUCGUUUGUGAACCAAUGAAUGACAAUCAAUAAAAAGACAGAUGAACGAAA
Messenger RNA from Archocentrus centrarchus (flier cichlid), 4922 nucleotides. RefSeq names its product protein kinase, cAMP-dependent, regulatory, type II, alpha, B (gene prkar2ab). Gene Ontology annotation, cellular component: cytosol; cAMP-dependent protein kinase complex. NCBI's taxonomy places the organism in Eukaryota, Metazoa, Chordata, Actinopteri, Cichliformes, Cichlidae. The record is from RefSeq and is a predicted model, not a curated record. The transcript has 16 exons. Gene Ontology annotation, molecular function: cAMP-dependent protein kinase inhibitor activity; protein kinase A catalytic subunit binding; cAMP binding. Gene Ontology annotation, biological process: negative regulation of cAMP-dependent protein kinase activity.